Arabidopsis lyrata subsp. lyrata is the source of this 993-nucleotide messenger RNA. RefSeq lists its product as uncharacterized. The transcript has 2 exons. The coding region runs from base 206 to 745 and encodes 179 amino acids. The record is from RefSeq and is a predicted model, not a curated record. NCBI's taxonomy places the organism in Eukaryota, Viridiplantae, Streptophyta, Magnoliopsida, Brassicales, Brassicaceae.
GAGGAAUUAAAGAGAGAAAGUUAGAGAAUCAAAAUACCCGAAAGAGACGAGAAAAAUGCAGACUUGACAAGAAAGAAGAAGUGACCAAAUUUGUCAAAAACUGAGUUUUUUUUUGUUCUGUUACAAUUUUCCCGGAAAACUGAAAACUUUCUCGGAAAAAGGAAAAACCAGUGGGUAUUAUAUAAAGGUAAACGAAGAAAAAAAAAUGUCAGGUGGUCAGAGCUCCAGAUCUGAUGCUAACAACAGCAAGAUGAGCUUCGGGCAGGAGAGUUAUGGACAGGCGAGCUGGGGACGUUCUUGCAACUGUGGUAGAUCUACAACCAAGUUAAAGUCAUGGACCGAUGAGAAUCCGGGAAGAAGAUUCUUCAAAUGUGAUGUUCAUGGCUUUGUUUCUUGGUCUGAUGUUGAGAAACAAUGCAAUUGGCAAAAAUUGAGCUUAUUGGAGGCAAGAGAUGAAUUGAAGGUUUUGAAAGAGUCUCUUAGAGCAAUUAAUCAACAAAAAAAUGAAGAAAUAAGGAUUCUGAGUAGAUCGGGAUUCAACCGCAACGAAGAAGAAGAAGAAGAAAAGAAGAAAAGGCUUGAAGAAGAAAAGAACCAGCUUGAAGAAGAGAAGAUAAAGCUUGAAGAAGAGAAGAAGAAGCUUGAAGAAGAGACAAAUGUAUGGAAAGAGAAAGAAAAAUUGCUAAAACAAUUCCUUGCAAUCUCGUGGGGAGGUUUCAUUCACUACAAAAAAACAUGUGGAUAGCAUCACUUAUUUUCUAUACUUACAUCGGUUAUCGAAUGAUACAAAUGAGUUACCAUCACUUAUAUAAUUGAUAUCAAAAGUGGCGAUGCAAAUUAAUGCAUCGGUUAUAGCAACCGAUAGCAACAUUUCCAUCAAUUAUAACAAAUGAUGCUACAAUACGUCAGUUAUAAGAAAUGAUGUAAAUAUUGCGACGACUACAAUAACCGAUGUAAAUAUUUACUAACAGUUUUAAUAAUUGAUGUAAAUAA